UUCAUGAAUUCUUCUAAAUCAAAAAGGAACAAGCAGUUUUUGAUGAACAGUUGUUUAAUUCUGCUGUUUGAAUUAAUGUGGUUUCUUUUUUAUCAAACAAUGAAUAGAUAAGUUGUCGAUUACAUGUUCUACAAAUAACUUCACUACUUUGAACUUUUAAAUAUAUAGAUUCAUCUAAAACACCAACGCCACCAAAACAGGAAGAACGAUUACCGGUACUCGCAAAACCAUGGCGCAAUCAUGAGAUACUGUUAAGAAAUGGCUGGACUAAGAUGGUGCAAGAAGAUCUUCUUGAUGCUUUUUCUAACAAACUGAAAGACAAGAAUAUAAAUGUUGCCCUUAUUGGCCCGACGGCAAGCGGAAAAUCAAGUCUAGUUAAUUCGUAUUCCUCAAUUGUAUCAAAUCAAAUUUCCUGUAGAAGUCACACUAGUUAUGAAUCACCUACGUUGCGUUUUCUGCAAAUAAAAUUAGAGCGGCAACUUGAAAACAUCACUUUAUAUGACACGAUGGGGAUAGAAGAAGGGCAUUGUGGGGCUUUUCAAAUGAAACAUGCAAAGGCGACUGCUACAGGAGAAAUAAAGCCAGGUAGAAGGAAUGAAGUGAUUUCAAUUUUAAAUUUUCUUGAUCCUUCCUACAUUGGCGAAGAUAUAGAUGACAAAUUUGAACACAAGAAACCAUUUCAACAUUGUGUCGUUUUUGUACUGGAUGGUGAAAAAGUCCUACAUGGACUAAAGGAUGAGCUAAUUAGUACGAUAGGUGAAAUAAUGCAUAAGCUAAAGAGCAUUGAAAAAGGCCAGUUGAAAGCCUCUAAAGGCAAUAUUAAAUCAAAACAUUUGACAUGA
Messenger RNA from Ruditapes philippinarum (Manila clam), 842 nucleotides. RefSeq lists its product as uncharacterized. Lineage: Eukaryota; Metazoa; Mollusca; Bivalvia; Venerida; Veneridae. The transcript has 5 exons. Gene Ontology annotation, molecular function: GTP binding. The record is from RefSeq and is a predicted model, not a curated record. The coding region runs from base 273 to 842 and encodes 189 amino acids.